AUGACAACAGAGCCAGGUGACGCUCAGCCCACCGAGGCGGAGUCUUUCCCUGAAGCCGCCGCCCACUCCACACCAAAACAGGGAGGAGAGGGGGGGCCGUCCCAGAGCCAGGCACACAGCUCAUUGGCCGAGGACUCGACCAGUCACCUGUCGUCGAGCAGUCGGAUCGCUCGCUCUCCGGCGAGGAACCCGCUGAGCUUCAGGACGAUGCAGACCAGAGUGACCCUUCUGGACGGGUCGCUGUUCACCUGCACGGUGGAGAAACGAGCUCGAGGUGUGCAGCUGUUUGAGAAGGUCUGUGAACACGUCAACCUGCUGGAGAGAGACUACUUCGCUCUGUCCUUCAGAGACGCAGACAACAACAAGGUACCUGUCUAUGAGUGUGGCUCCGACUACGUCAGCGAGCUGCGUUUUGCUCCCAACCAAACCAAGGAGAUGGAGGAGAAGAUCAUGGAGCUGCACAGAACCUACAGAGGAAUGAGUCCCGCUGAAGCAGAGAUGCACUUCCUGGAGAACGUCAAGAAGCUCUCCAUGUACGGAGUGGACCUCCAUCACGCCAAGAUGGUAGGAAGCCGCUUUGAUUGCUUGUCUCCGGCUCAGUCCGAGGACUCGGAGGGCGUGGCCAUCAUGCUGGGCGUGUGCAGUAGCGGCCUGCUGGUCUACAGAGACAGACUGAGGAUCAACAGAUUCUCGUGGCCAAAGAUCCUGAAGAUUUCGUACAAACGGAACAACUUCUACAUUAAAAUCCGACCAGGAGAGUUUGACCAGUUUGAGUCCACUAUUGGUUUUAAGCUGCUGAACCACAGAGCAGCGAAGAGGCUGUGGAAGGUCUGCGUGGAGCAUCACUCCUUCUUCAGGCUGGUGUCUCCAGAGGAGCCUCCGAAGAAGUUUCUGUCGCUGGGCUCAAAGUUUCGCUACAGUGGUCGCACUCAGAUCCAGAGUCGCAGAGCCAGCGCCCAGAUCUCCAGACCGGCACCACAUUUCCCACGAUGCAUCAGCAAGAGGAACAUGCUGAGUCGCAGUCUGGAUGGAGCUCCAAGGGUGACGCCCACCUCCUCUCUGAUUGGCUCUCCAGCCAUCACAGCGUCUCCCAAAGCCAACGGUGGUGCACACACAGAUAUGGGCUCGGGUCUGUACGGAGCAUCGAAGGCCAUCGCCGUCAGUGACCUCAUCACCACCGUGACCCCCGAGAGGAGGACGGAGGAGCAAUGUGAGAAUCUGCAGGUGGAGGAGCUGCAGGUGGAGGAGCUGCAGGUGGAGGAGCUGCAGGUGGAGGAUGAAACCAAAGCUACAGAUGUUUCUCAGACCAGUCCUCAGAGUCCACAGAAACUCGACACCAAGACUGAGCUGACUGAUACAGCUGUGGACGGAGACCUGACAGCCACCGAGUCUGAUCAGGAUGAGGAUUUGAAAACUCAGACGUUGGGGAGUCCCGAGGAGGUGCAGAACCCUCAGAGCACCAUCAGUGCUCUGAGACGCUCCUUCUUAGAGGGAGGAGACGGAGGAGGAGGGAUGACAGAGUGGGAGAAGCGUCUGGCCUCCUCACCUCUCCGACGAGUCGACGACUCCCCGAUGAUCGAACCCCUCGAACCCGAAGAGACUUCAGAGAAAGUGGAGACAGUCUUCCUGCUUCCAGCUGAGUCACAUGACAAGGACCAGCCAAUGGCAGAACAGGUAGCAACUGCAAGCCUUUUGGGCCCGCCUCCUAGUAACCCCCCACCCCCUCCACCAGGGGCCGGUGACGUCUCAGAGCAAUGGAACUGUGACGGCAACGAUGCUAACAAUGCUAACCAGGCUAAUAGCCCGGCAGGCAAACAUGAUGUCAGCGAUGAUGAUAGCAGCAGCCAGACAAGUGAUGAUAAUGCUAGUGAGGCUAGCGAGGAUGCUAUCAGUGUGUUAGCACAGGAAGCAGUGGAGGAAGCCAUGGAGGCUGCAGUCAGACAGGCUAAUGAUGCUAACAAUGCUAACCAGGAUAGCAUCAAUGCUAACUUCGCACUCACCCAUGGUGAGCAGAUGCAAGCUAGCAUGGAAGCUAACAGCCCAACCAUACCCCGCUCUGUCCUCGCUGGGACGCAGCAUUACCAUGACAGCGAAGACUCCGACCACUCACAGGAGGAUGAGGGGGGGUGGAGCUUUGAGGAAAACUCCCCUCCGCCCUCUUUGCCCCGCCCCACAUCCAGGCUAUCGGCCAAUCAGACGCAAUCAUCCGCCCACAGCGACGAUGAUGGUGACGAGUCCCAAUCCCUGCAGGAGGCCCUGGCGGAGGCGCUUAGCGAGGCGCGACGGCAGCAUCCUGAGCUGUCUGUCACCAGAGUCGUCGUCCAUAAAGAAACCGAGGUCUCUCCCGAUCACGUGAUUGAUUAA
Molecule: messenger RNA, 2364 nt
Organism: Stegastes partitus (bicolor damselfish)
Lineage: Eukaryota; Metazoa; Chordata; Actinopteri; Pomacentridae
Product: band 4.1-like protein 3
Exons: 17
Coding region: 1-2364 (787 amino acids)
Biological process (GO): cortical actin cytoskeleton organization; actomyosin structure organization
Cellular component (GO): plasma membrane; cytoskeleton
Molecular function (GO): actin binding; structural molecule activity
Source: RefSeq, a predicted model, not a curated record